AUGGAGUUCAUGGAAAAUGGCAACCUAGAUGAGUGGCUACAUCCAACUCCAAGAAUAAAUGAAACUCUUGAGGAACCAAGGAGUUUGAGUCUUCUUCAAAGAUUGAAUAUUGCCAUUGAUGUUUCUAAUGCAUUGGAUUAUCUUCAUCAUCAUUGCCAAACUCCAAUUGUUCAUUGCGACCUCAAGCCUAGUAAUAUUCUUCUUGAUGUUAAACUGAUUGGAUAUGUAGGUGAUUUUGGCCUAGCAAGAGUUCUUUCUGGUGCUAUCCAAGUUUCUUCUCAUAACCAAUCAAUCUCCAUUGGGAUAAGAGGAACAAUUGGUUAUACUCCUCCAGGGAAAACGUCAUUUAGUAUAGAGCCAUCUUCUGAAGUCCAAAGCUUAUUAUUUACAAUAUUGAAAUUAUCUUCCUUCACUACAGGUGCACAAGGAUGA
This is a messenger RNA of Quercus robur (English oak), 432 nucleotides long. Its product is annotated as probable LRR receptor-like serine/threonine-protein kinase At3g47570. Gene Ontology annotation, molecular function: ATP binding; protein kinase activity. Gene Ontology annotation, biological process: protein phosphorylation. The transcript has 2 exons. The coding region runs from base 1 to 432 and encodes 143 amino acids. The record is from RefSeq and is a predicted model, not a curated record. NCBI's taxonomy places the organism in Eukaryota, Viridiplantae, Streptophyta, Magnoliopsida, Fagales, Fagaceae.